Messenger RNA from Diabrotica balteata, 798 nucleotides. Lineage: Eukaryota; Metazoa; Arthropoda; Insecta; Coleoptera; Chrysomelidae. The record is from the annotation of a GenBank genome assembly.
AUGAUUCUGUUAACAUUGCUUGUUUGUUCUUUUGCUGCAUUGGUUUUAGGCAAACCAAAUCUGGGAGUGGUGGGCGGAGUCGAUGCCGUAAAAGGGGAAUUCCCGUAUAUCGUAGCACAACUUGCUACGAAUGAAGGACAUGUCGAUCUACAUUGUGGGGGAACCAUUGUCGCUAAAAGUUGGUUCGUCACUGCAAGCCAUUGUGUAGAAAUUAUGUCACCCCUAAUUACGGCAAAUGCAGGAAUAAUCGACCUUAACGAGAAUGAUGUACAACAAAGAAGAAUAGUGAACUAUACAAUCAAUCCAAAUUAUAAAAGAAAUCCCGAUCUUGUAGGUGAUAUUGCCGUGGUAAAGGUAGAACCACCCUUUGAAUUCAAUGAAUUUGUUCAGCCGGCCAAGGUACCCAAAAGAGAUGCUGAUCCAGAUUUAUCAAAAAGUGUAACACUUGCUGGAUGGGGAAAUGUAGAUGAUGCUGGUGAUCAGGGGAACAUUUUACAAAAAGUUCAGCUUCCGUUAAUAAAGUACGAUGCCUGCAUGGACAUAGUUCGCAAGUGGAAUCCAUAUAAUACAUAUGAAUACAACCACACCGAAGUAUGUACAGGACCAAUAUCUGGAGGAAGAGGACCUUGUCAUGGAGAUUCCGGUGGACCUUUGACUCAGGACGGUGUUCUAAUCGGAGUAGUCUCUUGGGGAACUAAUGGUUGUGCCAAUAUUGGAUCAAUAGCUUUGUACGCAAAAGUUAGCUCUUUCAUUAAUUGGAUAGAAGACACUAUCGACGAAGAGUUAACUUUUGCUUAA